AUGGCUGAAUCCGAAUCGGGUCGAUUCGAUCGACCCGUCCACCCCGAGCUGCACCCCAUCGAGAGCGGCAACUACCGCGUGGCCACGCCUGCCAUCCAAGCGUUCUAUCAACUUGUUCAACGCUGCCUGAGGUACCGGAUCACCGGAGCGCUUGUCUACGGCCCCUCGCGAAUCGGCAAGACCCGAGCCAUCGAGUAUUUGCGUUUGCUAUUGGCCGAGACCUAUCCGAAGGUCACUACGUUCCACGUGCAGGCAGAGCAUAAACCUCGUCAUGCCGAAGGUCCGUUCUUCACAAGCCUCCUCCAGGCGGUUGGGUUUCCCGACCCCGAUGGCGGCACCAACCCCACCAAGCGGUUACGACUAAUCAACAAGAUCCGCGAGUCCUGUACGCGCAAUGGCAGCGGCAACGUCAUUUUGUUCUGCGAUGAAGCGCAGCGCUACACCGAGCACGAAUACGAGUGGCUCAGAGACGUGCACGACCAGCUCGAUCGGCUCAAGAUUCGGUUGUUUACGUUUCUGGUCGGUCAGCAGGAACUGCGCUCGGUGAAGACGGCGUUUCAGCACGCACGCAAGACGCAGAUUGUUGCCCGCCUGAUGGUCGAGGAAUUGGCCUUCUUCGGCGUGCGCAACGCCAAGGAUGUCGCCACCUGCCUGCACGGCUACGAUGCAACCAGUUUCCCACGCGAUAGCGAGUGGAGCUUCACGCGGUUCUAUUUGCCGCGUGCCGUGCACAGUGGCUAUCGGCUGGUUCAAGACGCCCAGGUGCUUUGGGAUCUGUUCGAUGAGAUUCACCAACACCAUGGGCUGCCCGGUGCGCUCGAGUUACCGAUGGAAUCGUUUGCCCGAGCCGUUGAGAUCGUCCUGAAGGAGGGCCAUGACCUGGACCGAUCGGGCAGUCCGCCCGACCCGAGUCUGUGGCGUGCCGCCGUGCAAAGCAGUGGUUACACGCAAUCGCGCGAAGCCGUUGCCGAUGUGAUGACCCCUAGUACGACCCUGGUGUAG
Molecule: messenger RNA, 1002 nt
Organism: Chondrus crispus (carragheen)
Lineage: Eukaryota; Rhodophyta; Florideophyceae; Gigartinales; Gigartinaceae
Exons: 1
Coding region: 1-1002 (333 amino acids)
Molecular function (GO): ATP hydrolysis activity
Source: RefSeq, a predicted model, not a curated record